GGGUGGGUUUUCAUGCCUCAGGUGUGGUGUUGGUGGCUACUGCUCUUCUUUUUGGGCAUUUACGUUUACCUUCAUAUAUUACACAUAUCCUUCAUAAAACAUUUAACACCAACCUUGUAUAAAAUAGUAGCAUUAUGUUGUGAAGUCGAAGAGUAGGAUAUAUUUCCUCAAACUGGAAUUGCCUUGAAUCUUCCUGUGAUCAGAAACUUGUUUUCUCUCUUUGGUCUUUAGAUUCAACAAGGAACAAGAGCUCAGAACUAAAUGUUGGGGAAUCACUCUAGUGCCACUGAAUUUUAUCUCCUUGGCUUCCCUGGCUCCCGAGAACUACAUCAUAUUCUCUUUGCUAUCUUCUUCUUCUUCUACUCAGUGACAUUAAUGGGAAACAUGGUCAUCAUUGUGAUUGUCUGUGUGGACAGACGUCUGCAGUCCCCCAUGUAUUUCUUCCUUGGUCAUCUCUCUGCCUUGGAGAUCUUGGUUACUACUAAUAUCGUGCCCAUGAUGCUUUGGGGGCUGCUGCUCCCUGGGAUGCAGACAAUAUCUCUGGCUGCAUGUGUCACCCAGCUCUUCCUGUACCUUUCUUUGGGGACCACAGAGUUUGCAUUACUGGGAGCGAUGGCUGUGGACCGUUACGUGGCUGUCUGUAACCCUCUGAGGUACGACAUCAUUAUGAACAGCCGCACCUGCAUCUGGGUGGUCAUUAUGUCAUGGGUGUUUGGGUUCCUUUCUGAAAUCUGGCCAAUUUAUGCCACAUUUCAGCUUACCUUCUGCAAAUCAAAUGUGGUGAACAAUUUCUUCUGUGACCGAGGGCAAUUGCUCAAUCUAUCCUGCAAUAAUACCCUUUUCAUAGAGUUUGUCCUAUUCUUAAUGGCUGUUUUUAUUCUUUUUGGUUCUCUUAUCCCUACAAUCAUCUCCUACACCUAUAUCAUCUCCACUAUCAUCAAGAUUCCCUCAGUCUCUGGCCGGAGGAAAGCCUUCUCUACUUGUGCAUCCCACUUCACUUGUGUUGUGAUCGGCUAUGGGACCUGCUUGUUCCUCUAUGUGAAACCCAAGCAAACGCAGGCAGCUGAGUACAACAGGGUAGCGUCACUGAUGGUUUUAGUGGUGACCCCUUUUCUAAACCCAUUUAUCUUCACCCUACGGAAUGAAAAAUUCAUAGAGGUCUUUCGAGAUGUCAUGAAACGCUGCUCUCAACUCCUCAAGGGUUAGCUGGUUCCUAAGUACAAACAUGAACUCAUCAUCAUGGACCUGAGCAGUCACAUAGCACUAACUCAUUUUCAUCAUCAAAUAGUUUGUCAUCUGCAAGGGAUUCUACAAAAUUCUUCAAGGGAAUUUUAAGACACUGAUAGUCCACCAACUUAUAUUCGGAUUUUUCCUUAUUGGAGGUCACAUUAUUAUUUUCUAAUUGAAUAUAGACAUUUGUAUAUUCUUCUGUAGUUAUAGUACCUCUUACAAUAUACAUUUUCGAAGUGUAAGUGUACAAAAUAUAUGUAAUAUUUUUAAGGACACUCAGCUCUGGGAGCCCCUGGGUCAUUUAGUCGGUAAGCGACUAACUUCAUCUCAGGUCAUGAUCUUGUGGUUCAUGAAUUGAGCACGAUCAUAAUAUUAUUGUUAAUAAAGUUGUUUCCCACUGGGGGUAUGAGUUAGCAAUUCUGCAAUUGCUGUACACAUAUACUACAGGUGAACGAAUGAAGAUAACAACUAGUGGGAGCCAGUUUCUUAUGUGGACAGGUAUGUUCCAGAGAAGCAAGAGGAGAAGGCUAGAAUCAGCCAUGUGGCACUGGAUUCAAAUUGGUGCAUCAGUGUGCACGCAUAUUAGAAGAUUAUAUGUAUGUAGGUGGGUUGAUUAAUAUGUGAUAUAAAUAAAUGAUAUGAAAAAUGACUCUUCUUUUUCAUAACUAUUUUGGCUAUUCUCUUGUCAUUCUCUUUCCAUAUAAAUUUUGAAGUCGGUUUGUAGAUAUCUACAAAAUGCUUGCUGGGCUAUUGAUUGGGACUGUGUUCAAUCGUUAGUUAGAUUAUUAAAACGCUGAGAUCUAGGACUCCUUGCAUUUGUAUAUGAUUGUAAAUUUUCUGCCUGACCAUGGGGUUGAGUAGGGGUUCUUUGACGGUAAGAGGUCAAUCCCUGUUCUUUUCUCCCUCUCGCGUACUUGU
Molecule: messenger RNA, 2148 nt
Organism: Felis catus (domestic cat)
Lineage: Eukaryota; Metazoa; Chordata; Mammalia; Carnivora; Felidae
Product: olfactory receptor 9A4-like
Exons: 1
Coding region: 262-1206 (314 amino acids)
Biological process (GO): G protein-coupled receptor signaling pathway
Cellular component (GO): membrane
Molecular function (GO): olfactory receptor activity; G protein-coupled receptor activity
Source: RefSeq, a predicted model, not a curated record